AUGAUGAUGGCACAAAGCGUCCAGGAGGGAUUUUCGGCAAGGGGUCAGGAACUAGUUGAUUUAUUGCUGUGUUUCGCGCACUUAACUAUUGCGUCACUGCCACUGGUUUUAUUUAGAAAAGUAAUUCAAGAAGAUCUAACAAUGAGAUUCAUUUUAAAUUUUUGUAUAUUUUCCGUUUUAUUUUUUAUUAAUUUGGAAGCAAGACCCCAAACUCCACGGAGGGAUGAAAGUUACCCCCCAAGAGAUAUUUUAGCGGAAUACCGUCCAAUACGGGAGCAAUGUAUGGCCGAUACAGGAGCAACUGAAAAAAUUAUCCAAGAAUUCAGUGAUGGUGAUCAUUUGUCUCCAGUCGAGGAUGAAGCUCUCAAGUGCUACAUGAAUUGCUUAUUUCACAAAAUUCAAGUAGUCGACGACACGGGGCAUGUUCACUUUGAAAAGCUCCGUCUAAAGGUACCGGAUGACCUCAAAGAUGUUGGCCACAAUAUGAUUGCGCAAUGUGAAAAUCCUGUUGGGGCUAAUUUAUGUGAGAAAGCUUACUGGCUGCAUACAUGCUUUAAGCGAGUUGAUCCAGUUCACUACUUCCUCGUUUGA
Molecule: messenger RNA, 591 nt
Organism: Lutzomyia longipalpis
Lineage: Eukaryota; Metazoa; Arthropoda; Insecta; Diptera; Psychodidae
Product: general odorant-binding protein 83a-like
Exons: 3
Coding region: 1-591 (196 amino acids)
Biological process (GO): sensory perception of smell
Molecular function (GO): odorant binding
Source: RefSeq, a predicted model, not a curated record